Messenger RNA from Bacidia gigantensis, 3345 nucleotides. RefSeq lists its product as uncharacterized. Bases 1 to 3345 code for a protein of 1114 amino acids. Gene Ontology annotation, molecular function: heme binding; nitrite reductase [NAD(P)H] activity; 2 iron, 2 sulfur cluster binding. The record is from RefSeq and is a predicted model, not a curated record. NCBI's taxonomy places the organism in Eukaryota, Fungi, Ascomycota, Lecanoromycetes, Lecanorales, Ramalinaceae. The transcript has a single exon.
AUGUCUUGGGCAGACUCCUCGCCUGGGAUGCAGGCUGGGCAGGUACCGAUCAACAUAGAUGAUGAAGUUGAGGCCGGGCGACAAGAUGCAAAGCCGAAAUCUCAGCGGAGAAAGGUUGUUGUGGUAGGACUAGGCAUGGUCGGGGUGGCCUUCAUCGAGAAGCUCAUGAAAAUGGAUGCGAAGAGGCGAGAAUACGACAUCGUAGUCAUUGGAGAAGAGGCACAUCUAGCAUACAAUCGCGUGGGACUAACAAGUUUCUUUCAACAUCGACAAGCGGAGAACCUUUAUCUGAACUCUCGAGAAUGGUAUUCGGGUAUGCCGGAAGGAUCGCUUAACUAUCAUCUCAACACACGCGUGACAGAAAUACACCCUGCCGACCGACUAGUCUCGACUUCGACAGGUGCCACCGUGCCAUACGACAUUCUAAUUCUCGCGACAGGUUCAGAUGCGCUUCUGCCUCGGCAUACUCCUGGGCAUGAUGCUGAAGGAGUCUUUGUGUAUCGAACCAUAGAUGACCUCGAAAAGCUCAUUAGAUACGCUGAGACAUGCAGAGGCUCCACAGGAGUCGUGGUAGGUGGGGGUCUUUUAGGCUUGGAGGCUGCCAAAGCAAUGAUGGAUCUCGAGACGUUUGGUAAAGUCAAGCUGAUCGAGCGGAAUCGAUGGGUUUUGAGCCGACAACUAGAUGAAGACGCCGGUGGCAUGGUAGUCGAGUUGGUCCGAAAGCUUGGCCUGGACGUACUGCUAAGCAAGAGGGUGGGUAGAAUUGAAGUAGACAGUACAAAUGCAGUCAAGGGAGUCCAAUUCGAAGACGGAGAACGGAUGGAAUGUAAUUGUCUCAUGUUCGGUAUUGGCAUCAAAGCUCGCGAUGAGCUUGCCAGGCGAAUCGGUAUCAAGUGUGCUGACAGAGGCGGUGGUAUCGUCGUUGACGCGGACCUACAGACGAGUCAUGAAGGUAUAUACGCUAUUGGAGAAUGUGCCAGCUGGGAGAAUCAGACUUUCGGAUUGAUUGCGCCUGGUAUCGAGAUGGCCGAAAUCCUGGCUUUUAAUAUGACACAGGCGAAAGUUCAUCGACCAAGGAAGUUCGAAAGUCCUGAUUUGAGUACUAAAUUGAAGUUGCUGGGUGUAGAAGUUGCAAGUUUCGGCGAUUUUUUCGCUGAUAGAGAUGGCCCAAAGAAGCUUCCGGAGAAAUGGCGUGGUAUGAAAAAGGAACAGACUGACGGUAUGCAUCAAGAACAAGUCAAAAAUAUCACUGACGGACCGCCUCCACCUCCAGUGAAAGCCUUAUCAUAUAAAGAUCCUUUCCAAUCAGUCUAUAAAAAGUUUCUAUUUACACUCGACGGCAAGUAUUUGUUAGGGGGCAUGAUGAUUGGCGACACCAAAGACUAUGUAAAGCUGGUACCAAUGGUAAAGCAUCAAAAGCAAUUGGAGGUUCCUCCAAGCCAAUUCAUAUUAGGCGCAAGCAAGGAGGGCGACGACGAUGGUAGCGACCUGACUAACGAUACCCAAAUAUGCUCGUGUCAUAACGUUACGAAAGGAGACGUGUGCAAGGUGGUCAGAGACGGCUCGUGUAAAAGUAUCGGGGAUGUCAAGUCGUGCACCAAGGCCGGUACUGGUUGUGGUGGCUGCAUGCCACUAGUACAAACAAUCUUCAACGCGGAGAUGAAGGCUCAAGGAGCCGAAGUCCUAAACCAUCUAUGCCCUCAUUUUGCGUUUUCAAGAGCAGACCUUUUCAAUGUUAUUUCUGUAAAGAAGCUCAAAACCUUUGCCUAUGUAAUGGCUGAAUGUGGCAAAGAGAAGGAGUCGGCUGGAUGUGAAGCUUGCAAACCUACCAUUGGGUCAAUACUGGCCAGUCUCUGGAAUCAACACGUCAUGGAUGAGCCCCUUCACGGAUUGCAGGAUACAAACGACCGCUUUCUCGCGAAUAUCCAGCGCAAUGGUACAUUUUCCGUGAUACCACGAGUUGCUGGAGGCGAGAUCACCCCUGACAAACUUAUUGCUAUUGGUAGUGUGGCAAAGAAGUACAAUCUCUAUUGUAAAAUUACAGGCGGCCAACGCAUCGAUAUGUUUGGCGCUAAAAAGGAGGACCUAAUAGACAUUUGGACUUCACUAGUCAACGCUGGGAUGGAGUCCGGCCAUGCAUACGCCAAGUCUCUACGAACGGUUAAGUCUUGUGUUGGUACGACUUGGUGCCGGUUUGGCAUUGGCGAUAGUGUUGGAAUGGCUGUACGGCUCGAAGAACGAUACAAAUCUAUCCGAUCACCUCACAAGUUGAAGUCGGGAGUUAGUGGAUGUGUAAGAGAGUGUGCAGAAGCUCAGAAUAAAGAUUUCGGUCUGAUAGCGACAGACAAAGGUUUCAACAUCUUCGUUGGAGGCAACGGCGGCGCGAAGCCACGGCAUAGCGAGCUGCUUGCCAAAGAUGUUCCUCCAGAUGAUGUGAUACCCAUCCUAGAUCGAUAUUUGAUGUUCUAUAUCCGGACGGCAGACAAGCUACAACGUACGGCGCGAUGGAUUGAACAGUUACCAAAUGGUAUCAAGUACUUGCGGGAAGUUAUACUCGAGGACAAAAUUGGCAUUGCUAGCUCCCUGGAGCAACAGAUGGCAGAACUCGUUGGCUCCUUUUUCUGCGAAUGGACGGCUGCUAUUAAUGACGAAACCCGAAAACAGAGUUUCCAACAGUUUGGCAACACCCCCGAAACUAUACCGAAUAAUGUCGAAGUUGUUGACGAAAGAGGUCAGGUUAGGCCAGCCUACUGGCCAAAGAAAUCUGUUACUGAAGACUUCCGCGGAACAAAAUGGUCGAAUCUCGCCUGGCAACCUAUCAUCGAAGCAAAGCACUUCUCAGAUGCCUCGAUGGGAAGCAGCAAGAAUAUCAAGCGAGGUGAUACCCAACUAGCGGUCUUCAAAAUCAGGGGCAAAUGGUACGCAACACAACAAAUGUGCCCUCACAAGCGUACGUUCGCUCUCAGUGAGGGCUUGAUCGGCGACGAUAUCAAGAGCGACAAGCUUUGGGUGUCUUGUCCGUUCCACAAAAGGAACUUCACACUGAACGGAAAGGACGCGGGUAGAUGUACCAAUGAUGAGGAAGUCAAUAUAGCUACUUUCCCUGUCGAAGAAAGAGACGAUGGGUGGGUGUACUUGAAGCUACCGCCUGUCGAGGAACUUGAUGCUCGACUAGGCACUAAUAAGUGGAAAGUGAAAGAGGAGGAAGCCGAUAAGCCGUAUAAUAAAUUGGACGAAAGGUUGAAGGGCAUGAAGGGUAAAAAGUCGAGCUUGGUAAAUGGGACGGUCCCGAUCAAGCCGCCAAGGGAGAUCACUGCUGGAGGCGACGGAGGAAUAGACUGGUGA